Messenger RNA from Manis javanica (Malayan pangolin), 2272 nucleotides. Lineage: Eukaryota; Metazoa; Chordata; Mammalia; Pholidota; Manidae. The record is from RefSeq and is a predicted model, not a curated record.
CGUCGGACUGCUGGGCGCCAUGGGGGAGCCUCCCGGAGGGACACCGGCCCCUGCGGCUGAGGCGCCGCCGCGCCAGCCCGAAGCGCCCACGUCGGAGCCCGGCUCGGUGAGCGCAAAGCGGGGGGCCGAGGACAGCAGACCGGGUCGCCUCUCAUUUUGUACAAAGCUGUGCUAUGGCAUUGGCGGCGUCCCCAACCAGGUGGCCUCCAGCGCCACAGCCUUUUACCUGCAACUCUUCCUGCUUGAUGUGGCACAGAUCCCUGCUGCCCAGGUGUCAUUUGUCCUGUUUGGAGGGAAAGUGUCUGGGGCAGCUGCCGACCCUGUCGCUGGGUUCCUCAUCAACCGAAGCAGGAGGGCAAGGUCUGGACGACUCAUGCCCUGGGUGCUGGGCUGCACGCCCUUCAUCGCCUUGGCCUACUUCUUCCUGUGGUUCCUACCACCCUUCACCAGCCUGCGGGGCCUCUGGUACGCGGCUUUCUACUGCCUGUUCCAGGGCCUGGCCACGUUCUUCCAGGUGCCUUACGCAGCGCUCACCAUGCUCCUGACCGCCAGCCCGAGGGAGCGGGACUCGGCCACCGCCUACCGGAUGACCAUGGAGAUGGCGGGGACGCUGGUGGGAGCCGCGGUCCACGGGCUCAUCGUGUCCGGCGCCCACGGGGCCCACAGGUGCGAGGACGCCGCGCUGCCCGGGCCGGUCGCCGUGUCCCCCGACGCGACUCGCCUCUACUCCAUUGCAGCCGCUGUGGUUGCUGUGACUUACCCCGCGUGUAGCUGUUUGCUCCGCCUGGGGGUGAAGGAGCGACCAGACCCCUCCACCCCAGUCUCAGGCCAGGGCCUGAGCUUCCUGGCUGGGCUGAGCCUCACUGCCCGACACCCACCCUACCUAAAGUUGGUGAUCUCCUUCCUUUUCAUCUCAGCAGCCAUUCAGGUGGAGCAGAGCUACCUGGUCCUGUUCUGUACACAUGCCUCCCGACUACACGAUCAUGUCCAGAGCCUGGUGCUUACCAUCCUGGUCUCUGCUGUGCUGAGUACUCCGCUGUGGGAGUGGGUCCUGCAUCGAUUUGGGAAGAGGACAUCAGCUUUUGGGAUCUUUGUGAUGGUGCCUUUCGUGAUCCUGUUGGCUGUUGUGCCCACAGCACCUGUGGCAUAUGUUGUGGCCUUUGUAUCUGGCAUGAGCAUUGCUGUGUCCUUGCUGCUGCCCUGGUCCAUGCUUCCAGAUGUGGUAGAUGAGUUCCAGCUGCAUCACCAGCAUGGCCCAGGCCUGGAGACCAUCUUCUACUCCUCCUAUGUCUUCUUCACCAAGCUUUCAGGAGCAGGAGCCCUGGGCAUCUCCACUCUCAGUCUGGAGUUUGCAGGGUAUGAGGCAGGAGCCUGCAAGCAAGCCGAGCAGGUGGUAGUGACCCUCAAGGUCCUCAUCGGUGCUGUGCCCACCUGCAUGAUCCUCACCGGUCUGUGCAUCCUCAUGGUCAGCCCCACCCCGAAGGUGCCAAGUCAGGACACCUCCCGCCAGCUGAGCCUUCGGAGGAGGACCAGCUACAGCAUGGCUUGACAUUUGGGACUUGUGGGAGCUGGACCCACAGGAGCCAGCAUCUUCUGGGCUCGAAGUCCUUCUUUUCCUCUGCCCUUCAGCACCCCUGCUUCACUGUAUACACAUGGUGUCUUUUCCCCUGGGAUGUGGAGUCUUCAGUGACAUUUCCUGAAGGGACUGGCCUGGGCUCUAGGACCCCCACCUGUCAUGUCUUGCCUGUUGACCACAGACCAUCUCAGAUAGGUCUGUGUCCCUGGCUACCCAGCUCCUGGGAAACUUUUGACCUGGAAAGCAUCCCAAUACCAACUACUCCUGAAAAAAGGAAGCCCCUACCAGCCUGGCCUGGAGACUCCCUGUGGGAAUACCUGGCCCAACGAACUGCUCAUCUGACAGGACAGACACAGACCUCCUGUUCCUCCUGGUGCCCCAGCGGGCAUCUGCAACAGAGGCUGAUAAAAGCGGGCUGAGUGGGGACAGACGGACAUGCUGGAGAUGUCCAGUUAGGAGAGACACAGACCCGAGAGGGAGUGACUGGGGACAGCAUCAGAAUGACAAGACUGAGCAGGGUAUGAGAGGCGUCUCUCAAGCAUUCCCCUUGUUCAGAUAAACUGAUGACACUGUUUCUGGAACUGGACACUAAAAAUCAAUCAUUUUUAUGAACAGAAGUUAUUUUUAUGCAAAUAUUUUUCUGAAACUUUAUCUUCUAAAGCACAGGAAUCAGUUUUCUAGAACUGGGGAAGAAAG